UUGAAAAAAGUUCGAAAUUUGCAACGUUUGAAGACCGUUCGGAGAAUCUUACGCUGCAGCAAUCGAUGGAAUUCUUCAGCAGCAAAGUAUCGUAAGGUCUCUCCUAUAGAACAUGUACUUUUAAGGUCCGACAGUUAUGUUGGGUCAAAUUCCCUGACGGAUGAACAGGUCUCGUUUUUAUACGAUAGCAGAGAUCAGAAAAUAAGGCGGGAAAGUAUACGCUAUGUCCCAGCGCUCUUGAAGAUUUUUGAUGAAAUCCUUGUGAAUGCUGCUGACAAUAAGCAGAGAGAUUCAAACAUGAAGCAUUUGUCUGUGAAUGUAGAUAGGCAAGUUUAA
Molecule: messenger RNA, 336 nt
Organism: Enterobius vermicularis (human pinworm)
Lineage: Eukaryota; Metazoa; Nematoda; Chromadorea; Rhabditida; Oxyuridae
Source: the annotation of a GenBank genome assembly